CCGGCCCGGCCCGCCCGGCCCCGCCAUGCCUGCGCUCUGGCUCGGCUGCUGCCUCUGCGUCGCGCUGCUGCUGCCUGCAGGCCGGGCCACCUCCGGAAGGGAAGUCUGUGACUGCAAUGGGAAGUCCAACCAAUGCAUCUUCGAGCAGGAGCUUCACCGACAGACAGGCAAUGGGUUCCGCUGCCUCAACUGCAAAGACAACACCGAGGGCAUCCGCUGUGAGAGGUGCCGGGAGGGAUUUUACAGGCACCGAGACAGAGACCGCUGCCUGCCCUGCAAUUGUCACUCCAAAGGUUCUCUCAGUGUUCGAUGUGACAACUCUGGGCGCUGCAGCUGUAAGCCAGGCGUGACAGGAGACAGGUGUGACCGAUGUCUGCCGGGCUUCCACACAUUCACUGAUGCUGGCUGCACCCAAGACCAGAGAAGAAUAGACCCCAAGUGUGACUGUGACCCAGCUGGCAUUGCAAGGCCCUGUGACUCUGGCCGCUGUGUCUGCAAACCAGCUGUCACCGGAGAACGCUGUGACAGGUGUCGACCAGGCUAUUAUCAUCUGGACAGAGGAAACCCUGAGGGCUGUACCCAGUGUUUUUGCUAUGGACAUUCAGGCAACUGCCGAAGCUCCACAGACUUCAGUGUCUACAGGAUCACCUCUACCUUCCAUCAAGAUGUUGAUGGCUGGAAGGUUGUCCAGAGAAAUGGGUCUCCUGCAAAACUCCACUGGUCACAGCGCCAUCGGGAUGUGUUUAGCUCAGCCCGGAGAUCAGACCCUGUCUACUUUGUGGCUCCUGCCAAGUUUCUUGGAAAUCAGCAGGUGAGCUAUGGGCAAAGCCUGUCUUUUGACUACCGUGUAGACAGGGGUGGCAGACAUCCAUCCACUCACGAUGUGAUCCUGGAAGGUGCUGGCCUACAGAUCAGAGCUCCCUUGAUACCACCUGGCAAGACGCUGCCUUGUGGACUCACCAAGACUUACACAUUCAGAUUAAGUGAACAUCCGAGCAGUAACUGGAGCCCCCAGCUGAGUUAUUUUGAGUAUCGAAGGUUGCUUCGGAACCUCACAGCCAUCCUGAUUCGUGCUACAUAUGGAGAGUACAGUACUGGAUACCUUGACAAUGUGACCCUGAUUUCAGCCCGCCCCAUCUCUGGAGCUCCGGCACCAUGGGUUGAACAUUGUAUUUGUCCUGUUGGGUACAAGGGACAGUUUUGUCAGGAUUGUGCAUCUGGCUACAAAAGAGAUUCAGCGAGACUGGGACCUUUUGGUGCAUGUAUUCCAUGUAACUGCCAAGGGGGAGGGGCUUGCGAUCCAGACACAGGAGAUUGUUAUUCUGGAGAUGAGAAUCCUGACAUCGAAUGUGCUGACUGUCCCAUUGGUUUCUACAAUGAUCCCCAUGACCCCCGCAGCUGCAAGCCGUGCCCCUGUCACAAUGGGUUCAGCUGCUCAGUGAUGCCAGAGACAGAGGAGGUGGUGUGUAAUAACUGCCCCCCUGGGGUUACCGGGGCCCGCUGUGAGAUCUGUGCCGAUGGCUACUUUGGGGACCCCUUUGGGGAACGUGGUCCAGUGAGGCCUUGUCAGCCCUGUCAAUGCAACAACAAUGUGGACCCCAGUGCUCCUGGGAACUGUGACCGGCUGACGGGCAGGUGUUUGAAAUGCAUGUACAACACUGCCGGUGUCUACUGUGACCAGUGCAAGGCAGGGUACUUUGGGGACCCUUUGGCUCCUAACCCAGCAGACAAGUGUCGAGCUUGCAAUUGCAACCCCAUGGGCUCAGAGCCUGUAGAGUGUCGAAGAGAUGGCAGCUGUGUGUGCAAGCCAGGAUUUGGUGGCCUCAACUGUGAUCAUGCAGCACUAAGCAGCUGUCCCACUUGCUAUGAUCAAGUGAAGGUUCAGAUGGGUCAGUUUAUGCAGCAGCUUCAGAGCCUGGAGGCCCUGGUUUCAAAGGCUCAGAGUGGUGGUGGAGCAGUGCCCAAUCCAGAGCUGGAGGGCAGGCUGCAGCAGGCUGAGCAGGCCCUACAGGAAAUUCUGAGAGAAGCCCAGAUUUCAGAAGAUGCUAGGAGAUCACUCAGUCUCCAGCUGGCCAAGGUGAGGAGCCAAGAGAACAGUUUCCAGAACCGCCUGGAUGACCUGAGGAUGACGGUGGAUAGGGUUCGGACUGUGGGCGGUCAGUAUCAGAACCGGGUUCAGGAUACCCGUAAGCUCAUCACUCAGAUGCGUCUGAGCCUGGCAGAAAGCGAAGCUUCCCUGCGGAACACCAACAUUCCUUCAUCAGAGCACUACGUGGGGCCAAAUGGCUUUAAAAGUCUGGCUCAGGAGGCUACUCUAAUUCUUUGCUUUAUAUCCUCCAGCCACUUUGAGUCAGCCAGUAACAUGGAGCAACUCACAAGGGAAACUGAGGAAUAUUCCAAACAGGCGCUAUCACUGGCCAGCAAAGCUCUGAAUGGAGGGGACGGAAGUGGCGUCCCAGACAGCGCUGCAGUACAAGGACUUAUGGGAAAAUUAGAGAAAACCAAGUCCCUGACCCAGCAGCUGUCAAGGGAGGCCACUGAAACUGACCUUGAAGCAGAUAGAUCUUACCAGCAUAGUCUACGCCUUCUGGAUUCAGUAUCUCAGCUUCAGGGAGUCAAUGAUCAGUCUUUUCAGGUAGAAGCAAAGAGAAUUCGACAAAAAGCUGAUUCUCUCUCAAGCCUGGUAACCAGACAUCUGGAUGAGUUCAAGCGUGUACAAAGCAAUCUAGGAAACUGGGAAAAAGAAACCCGGCAGCUCUUACAGAAUGGAAAGGAUGGGAGACAGAAAGCAGACCAGCUGCUUUCCCGUGCCAACCUUGCUAAAAGCAGAGCCCAAGAAGCACUAAGUAUGGGCAAUGCCACCUUUUAUGAAGUUGAGAACAUUCUGAAGAACCUCAGAGAGUUUGACCUGCAGGUUGAAGACAGAAAAGCAGAAGCUGAAGAAGCCAUGAAGAGACUCUCCUAUAUCAGCCAAAAGGUUGCAGAUGCCAGUGACAAGACCCAGCAAGCUGAAGUGGCUCUGGGGACCGCUGCUGCUGAUGCCCAGCGGGCAAGGAGUGCAGCAAGGGAGGCCCUGGAGAUCUCCAGUGAGAUAGAACAGGACAUAGGGAGUCUGAACUUGGAAGCCAAUGUGACAGCAGAUGGAGCCCUGGCCAUGGAGAAGGGACUGGCCACACUAAAGAGUGAGAUGAGGGAGGUGGAAGGAGAGCUGGCCAGGAAGGAGCUGGAGUUUGACUCGGAUAUGGAUGCAGUGCAGAUGGUGAUUACAGAAGCCCAGAGAGUUGAUACCAGAGCCAAGAAUGCUGGAGUCACAAUCCAAGACACGCUCAGUGCAUUGGAUGGCAUCCUACACCUAAUAGACCAGCCUGGCAGCGUGGAUGAAGAGGGACUGAUCCGAUUGGAGCAGGAGCUUUUCCGAGCCAAGACCCAGAUCAACAGUCAGCUGCGUCCCUUGAUGUCAGAACUGGAAGAGAGGGCACGGCGACAGAGGGGUCACCUCCAUUUGCUAGAGACAAGCAUAGAUGGGAUUCUGGCUGAUGUGAAGAACCUGGAGAACAUUAGGGAAAACCUGCCCCCGGGCUGCUACAAUACCCAAGCUCUAGAGCAACAGUGA
Messenger RNA from Castor canadensis (American beaver), 3613 nucleotides. NCBI's taxonomy places the organism in Eukaryota, Metazoa, Chordata, Mammalia, Rodentia, Castoridae. The record is from RefSeq and is a predicted model, not a curated record.